Chara braunii is the source of this 1017-nucleotide messenger RNA. Lineage: Eukaryota; Viridiplantae; Streptophyta; Charophyceae; Charales; Characeae. The record is from the annotation of a GenBank genome assembly.
GCCGCGGCCUUGAACAUCGUUUGACUCAAUCAUGGGGCAUCCCGAACUGUUGCUCUCUGCAGGAAAUCCUGCAAAAGAUUUGGCGGAGAAGCUCAAGAGCCUAUUUGCAUUGAUGGAAAAACGUCGGAUUGAGGCAAAAGUGGAAAUCGAUCCAAAUGAUGACUUGUCACUGCUUCGUUGGAGGCUGGGCAGUCAGAGGGAUUCUAUGAAUACGGAAAGGGAGGGCGAGGAUGAGAAUGCUCUGCUCCCAGCCGACCUCGUGAAUGCUGCUGUUGCUCACUGCCUUCGCAUAUUAGCGCAGUUCGCCAGUGGGAGCCCAGGAGGCGUAGCUGCUGCGACUGUGGGUGGCGCCGCAGCAGGAAGCGGAACUCCCAAUGGCACUGGGGAUGGAGGCACCCGUGACUCAUUAAUGGAUGCUGUCUUAUGCGAAGCGGUCUACUUGCUCCAGGAACUCUGUGCUAGUGAUCCUUCGGAGUUAGUGCCACGUGUUCUUCCAGGAUUGAACAAGUUCUUGCAACGAACGGCACCGAUUUCCUCUCCGCCUUUUAUCAGUGGUGUUGUUGCAUUGGCAAUCCUCAAGUUCUUUUUGGAUUUCGGUGAUGUCGUCUUGUUUGAUGCCGAGCCUGCAAUGCAUCUGUUCUUUCGGUCCUGCCUCAGCAGGCAAUAUGCAGAUCCUGCAGUGGCAGAUGCCCUUCGUGUAUUCAUCAUGGAGAACAAGCGCAAGCUCUCCAUGUCCCACAGCUCAAUACUCCCACAGGUCAGCAGAUGGAAAUCCGGGAUACCUUCCUAGCCCCUCUUUACUUGCUGCUCCUUGUAUUCCAUCAGCCUCCUUGCCCGACCCUUUCCUUCGGUGUUCUGCCUUUUUUGUUCAUACUUCUCUAGACAGUUCUCCUAGCUUGUGUUGCAUACUGUAAUGUGCAGACCAGAACAAGAACCGACCUUUCAAUACAAAGUAUAAGAUAGCACAAUGGAAGACUUAGGUACCAGUGAUCCGAACAAUCAAUGUUGCAAUGCAGC